Messenger RNA from Tripterygium wilfordii, 1698 nucleotides. Its product is annotated as transcription factor MYC2. The record is from RefSeq and is a predicted model, not a curated record. Gene Ontology annotation, molecular function: DNA-binding transcription factor activity; protein dimerization activity; transcription cis-regulatory region binding. Gene Ontology annotation, biological process: regulation of DNA-templated transcription. Gene Ontology annotation, cellular component: nucleus. Bases 90 to 1451 code for a protein of 453 amino acids. The transcript is spliced from 2 exons. NCBI's taxonomy places the organism in Eukaryota, Viridiplantae, Streptophyta, Magnoliopsida, Celastrales, Celastraceae.
UUUUCUGUAUCCGACACUUCCCUAUAUAACUCUCACUCUUUCUUUGUCACUCCGGACUUUUAACAAACACUUGUUCUGGUUUUCCAGCCAUGGAAGAGCUAAUAAUCUCCUCCACUUCAUCUUCUUCUCUAGUCUCUAUCUCCCAAGAAAACCCACCAACACUCCAACAAAGGCUUCAGUUCGUAGUCCAAAACCAACCCGAUUGGUGGGCUUACGCCAUAUUUUGGCAAACCUCGAACGAUGACAGUGGCCGUCUCACCUUAGCUUGGGGAGAUGGCCAUUUUCAAGGAAGCAAAGACAAUUCCCCAAAACUGACGGCGCAGGUCUUUAAAACUACCAGCGACAUGGAAAUGCCGACGAUGGAUAACAACAACGAUGUCACCGACGCCGAAUGGUUCUAUGUGAUGUCACUCACUCGUUCUUUCUCCGCCGGAGAUGGUGUUCUCGGUAAGGCACUCCUUACCGGCUCCUUGGUUUGGUUAACUGGUGCUCAUGAACUGCAAUUUUAUAACUGCGAACGAGUUAAGGAGGCUAAAAUGCACGGCAUUGAGACUUUUGUUUGUAUUCCGACCUCUUGCGGGAUUCUCGAAUUGGGAUCCCCUGAAAUCAUUAGAGAGAAUUGGGAUCUUGUUCAACAAACCAAAUCUCUGUUCGGAUCAGAUCUAAUUGGGAUAGUAUCAAAUAACCCGAAUCUGAAUCCAAUCCAGUUCGUCGACCGCGACGACUCCUUCGCUGAUAUAUCCAUACUUGCCGGCAUCGAAGACAACGAAUCGAAUCGUGGAAAGAAGACAUCGAAGGAGUGUGCAAAAGCAGGACAAUCAUCAUGUAUAGACUCUGAACAUUCAGGUUCAGAUGGUCCGUUAAUCGCUGGUAAUAACGACGACAGAACGCCUAAAAAGAGAGGCAGAAAGCCCGGGGUGGGCCGCGAAACCCCAAUGAACCACGUGGAGGCAGAGAGGCAGAGGCGGGAGAAGCUGAACCACCGUUUCUACGCUCUGCGUGCGGUGGUUCCUAACGUAUCCAGGAUGGACAAAGCAUCACUCCUCUCCGACGCCGUUUCCUACAUCAACGAAUUAAAGGCCAAAAUCGACGAUCUCCAGUUGCAGUUACAGCGAGAGUCCAAAAGGGUAAAAUUAGAAGUGUCAGAUAACAUGGACAACCAAAGCACCACCACUUCCGUCGACCAAGGGCGGCCUCCUAGUGGGUCGAUUGCGGUGGUCGACGUGGAUAUCAAGAUUCUGGGUAAUGAUGCCAUGAUUAGGGUCCAAUCCGAGAACUCUAAUUAUCCAUCUGCCAGACUAAUGGGUGCGUUACGGGACCUAGAAUUAUCCAUCCACCAUGCGAGCGUUUCUUGUGUCAACGAUCUCAUGCUUCAAGAUGUCGUCGUCAAAAUCCCUGACGGGUUGAAAACUGAAGAGGCAUUGAAAUCUGCUCUCAUCGCUAGACUUUAAAGGUGUCAUCAGUAGUUUCAGAAAAGAAAACAAAAAUGGGGAAGCUACAAGUCAAUGCAGACAGAGUACGGAUGCACGUUCAUCACAUUCAUGGACAGAUGGAGUGUCUCUGAAAAAAUUAAAGGGCUCUCUUUUCAGUUUUCAUGGCUGAAAAUAUCGAGGACUGUUCCAGCUUUUGUGGACGAUAUAAAAAAAAGAAAAAAACGGAAUCUCAUUCCCCACAUAAAAUAAUGUCGCACUUAUAACA